Molecule: messenger RNA, 1575 nt
Organism: Pipistrellus nathusii (Nathusius's pipistrelle)
Lineage: Eukaryota; Metazoa; Chordata; Mammalia; Chiroptera; Vespertilionidae
Source: the annotation of a GenBank genome assembly
AUGGGGCCGCCGCGGCCGCUCCGCGCCGGGGCCGCCCUGCUCUGGGGCGUCCUCCUCCGGCUGACAGCUGCUCAGGAAGCAAUCCUGCAUGCGUCUGGAAUUGGCACACCUUCACCAUCUAAGGACUACUGCAUGGUCUACAACCCUCACUGGACAACUCUGCCAGGGACCCUAGAAAAUGCAACUUCCUUUAGUUUGAAGAAUCUGACUUCCACACCACUGUGUGAUAUUUCUGAUAUUCCUCCUGAUGGGAUAAAGAACAAAGCAGUUGUGGUUCAGUGGGGAACCUGCCAUUUUCUUGAAAAAGCCAGGAUUGCAGAAACCGGAGGUGCUGAAGCAUUGUUGGUUGCCAAUAACAGUAUUGUAUUUGCUCCCUCAGGGAACAGAUCUGCAUUUGAUGAUGUGAAAAUACUGAUUGCAUUUAUAAACAACAAAGACUUAAAAGAUAUGAAGCAGGCUCUUGGAGAUAACAUUACUGUGAAAAUGUAUUCACCGUCAAGGUCUAACUUUGACUAUACGAUGGUGGUUAUUUUUGUAAUUUCUGUGUUCACUGUGGCAUUAGGAGGAUACUGGAGUGGACUACUUGAAUUGGAAAGCAUGAAGGCAAUGGCAGACACUGAAGACAGAGAAACGAGGAGAAAGAAGGACGAAUAUUUAACUUUCAGUCCUCUAACAGUUGUAAUAUUUGUGGCCAUCUGCUGUGUUAUGAUGGUCUUACUUUAUUUCUUCUACAAAUGGUUGGUUUAUGUUAUGAUAGCAAUUUUCUGCAUAGCAUCAGCAAUGAGUCUAUACAACUGUCUUGCUGCACUAAUUCAUAAGAUUCCAUAUGGACAAUGCACGAUUGUGUGUCGUGGCAAAAGCAUUGAAGUGAGACUUAUUUUUCUCGCUGGACUGUGCAUAGCAAUAGCUGCUGUUUGGGCUGUGUAUAGAAAUGAAGAUAGGUGGGCUUGGAUUUUACAGGAUAUCUUGGGGAUUGCUUUCUGCCUGAAUUUAAUUAAAACAAUGAAGUUACCCAACUUCAAGUCAUGUGUGAUACUUCUAGGCCUUCUCCUCUUCUAUGAUGUGUUUUUUGUUUUCAUAACACCAUUCAUCACAAAGAACGGCGAGAGUAUCAUGGUUGAACUUGCAGCUGGACCUUUUGGAAAUAACGAAAAGUUACCAGUAGUCAUCAAAGUACCAAAGCUGGCAUAUUUCUCAGUAAUGAGUGUAUGCCCCAUGCCAGUUUCCAUAUUGGGUUUUGGAGACAUUAUUGUACCAGGCCUGUUGAUUGCAUUCUGUAGAAGAUUUGAUCAGCAGAUUAAUUCUUCUUCUUCUAUAUACUAUGUCUCUUCCACAAUUGCCUAUGCUGUUGGCAUGAUAAUUACCUUUGUUGUUCUGGUGCUGAUGAAAAAGGGGCAACCUGCUCUCCUCUAUUUAGUACCGUGCACACUUAUUACUGCCUCAAUUGUUGCUUGGAGACGUAAAGAAAUGAAAAAGUUCUGGAAAGGAAACAGCUAUCAGAUGAUGGACCAGCCGGACUGUGCAACAAGUGAAGAAACCCCUGUGGUUGCUGGUGAACAGAUUAUCCAACAGUAA